Molecule: messenger RNA, 359 nt
Organism: Tinamus guttatus (white-throated tinamou)
Lineage: Eukaryota; Metazoa; Chordata; Aves; Tinamiformes; Tinamidae
Source: RefSeq, a predicted model, not a curated record
UGAAAGGCGACGACCUGCAGACCAUCAAGAAGGAGCUGAGCCAGAUCAAGCAGAAGGUGGAUUCCCUGCUGGAAAACCUGGAAAAAAUCGAGAAGGAUCAAAGUAAACAGCCGGAGCAGAAGAACGACAAGUCGGAGGAGGAGCCGAGCGGAGGCUCCUCGGCCAAGAAGGAGGAGGCCGGAGCGAAGCUGGAAGCCGAGGCCGGAGCCGACGACUCGGCCGAGGAGGGCGACCUGCUGGACGACGACGACGCCGAGGACCGGGGGGACGACCAGCUGGAAUCCAUCAAGGGGGAUGAGAAGGAGGCCGAGGAGGGCGAGGACGACCGGGACAGCGCCAACGGCGAGGACGAUUCCUAA